UGGGCAAUAAUCGCCUCACAUUCCCCGCCUCUCUUUCUCGCUCGUUCUCCUCCGAACAGGAAAAGCACGGCGUGGCGAUUUCCCUUUGCAGCUGAUCUCUCUUCGUCUGUGAGAGAACACAAGUGAAAGCUGAAGUGGUAGAAAGAUGUACAACGGUAUUGGGUUACAGACCCCAAGGGGAUCUGGAACUAAUGGGUACAUUCAGAGCAAUAAAUUCUUUGUGAAGCCCAAGAGCGGAAAAGUUUCUCUUGAACCCACCAAGGGAUUCUCAGCUGAUCAGGGAACUGCAGGUGUCUCCAAGAAGCCCAAUAGGGACAUCCUUGAACAUGACAGGAAGCGCCAGAUUCAGCUGAAGCUUGUGGUGUUGGAAGAGAAGCUCAGUGAUCAGGGUUACACAGAUGCUGAGAUUGCUGACCGGCUAGAGGAGGCAAGGAGGACUCUGGAAGCUGCUGCAGCUUCUGAAGCAACUGGUGGACCUGGUGCCAUAGUUGUUGCUGACAAAAAGGUUUCAGAUACUCAGUCCCACCAAAUUGCUGCUAGGAAAGAGAAGCAGAUGGAAACAUUAAGAGCUGCUCUUGGGAUUGGCAUCUCAGAAUUUGAUGAUCAAAAGAAGCAGAAUGUAGAAGAGAAUGAUGAUGAUAAACCAAGAACCAGGCGACCUUUCUUGGAUAGAGAGGUCAGAAAAGACAAGCUUGUGGUAGAAGAGCUUAAAGAUGAGAAAGAUGAUAUUGAGGAGAGUAUUAAAGAUUUACAAAGUAGGAGGAAAGAAGGUGGUAAAGACAGGUCCAAUGAGCUGAGUCAACGAAAGCACCAAGAAAGCAAGAAGAGAGGGUAUAGGAAUGAUUCUAGUGAUACAGACAGCAGUGGAAAACGUGCUAAAAGGAAAAAGAAGCAUCAUCAGAAGGCUAGUAGGGGGAGUGAGUCUGAAGAAGAUUCUGGUUCUGAUUCUGAUUCUGAUUCUGAUAUUGGGAGGAAGAAACAGCGAAAAUUAUCAAAGAAGCAUAAGAAGGGCAAAAGAUAUGAUACUGAUGAUUCUUCUUCUGCUUCUGACUCUGAUUCUGCUUCUGGGAGGAGGCAAAACACAUCAAAGAAGCAUAAGAAGGGCAUGACAUAUGACAGUGAUGAUUCUGCUUCUGAUCCUGAUGGUGAUGAUAUUGGUAAAGAGAGUCGCAAAAAGGAAGUUGGUAAAUCGUCUAAAGCUCGGAAGAGGCAUGACUCCGAUGAUGAUUCUAGUUUUGAUGAAGGUUUGCCUAACCUGAAAACUCAAAAAUGGAACCAACAUACAAAAUCAAGGAGGAAGCAUGAUUCUGAAGAUGAUUCUGAUACUGACAGUGAGAAGAAAAUUGAGACACGGAGAGGUUGGCACAGUAGAAGUCUCAGGGCAGAGAAAGAUAAUCCUGACAUGGAAAAUUACAAGAAAAGCCACAGCGGAAAGCAUGGGAAAAAUGGUGAAAGGUUUGAUAACAAUAGUGAUUCUGAUUCUGGGGGUCGACAUGGUAAAAACCUCAGGGCAGAGAAAGGUGAUCCUGAUGUGGAAAAUUACAGGAAAAGCUACAGCAGAAAGCAUGGGAAAAGUGGUGAAAAGUUUGACGACGAUAGUGAUUCUUAUUCUGGUCAAGGGAGAAAACAUGAAAAAGAAAAAAUUAAGAGAAGUUGGGGAAACAGAAGGCAUGAUACAGAUGAGGAUGAAUCUGAAUCUGAAUCUGACAAUGAUGAAUCAACAAAGAAAAACCAGAGAAGGAGGCAGCAUAAUAAUUCUGAAGAUGACUUUGAUAUUGCUGGUGAUGAAAAAGUACGGAACAUUCAGAGAACUAAGAGGCGUGAUACUGACAAGGAUGACUCUGAUAUUGGCAGUGAUGAAAAAGCUGAAAAGAUUCGGAGAAGCCGAAGGCAUGAUACUGAUAAUGAUGAUUCAGAUACAAAUAGUGGCAGGAAUAAUGCUGACCGAAGGCAUGGUAGAGACGAUGAGAGGUCUAGAGGAACAAAGCAUGAAAGAGAUGCAGUGGAGUAUGAAUCUAGAAGGUAUGGAAAAGGUGAGGAAGAGCAGAGGUAUGGAAGAGGGAGAGGUGAUAUGGAUUACAGAGAGCAUGGCAGUGGCAGAAAGUAUGGCAGGGAUUUGGAGGAUUCUGGGGAAAGAAAGCACAAGAGGGACAAUGAGGAUCAUGGGUAUAGAAGGCAUGAAAAAUAUGAUGAAGAGCAGCAGCAUGUAAAUAGGAAAAACUAUUUGGCUGAUGAGAAUCAUGGAGGCAGUGAAAGACAUAACAAUGAUGAAAUUGAGUCUAGGGCUAGAAAGCACAAAAGAGGUGAGGAGCAUGGAUAUGGAAUUCAUGGAAAAAAUGAGGAAGAGCAGGUGCAAGAGAGGGAGAGGAAAUAUUUGAAUAAUGAAGAGAAUGGAGGUGGUCGAAGGCACAGUUGGGUUGAAGAGGAAUCUGGGGGAAAAAAACGCAAAAUAAAUGAGGAAGAACAGGAUUUCAAAAGGCAUGGAAAAGAUGAGGAAGCACUUCGACACAAAAGGAGGAAUGAUUUGAAUAAUGAAGAGCAUAGAGGUGGGAAAAGGCAUAAUAGGGAUGAGGAGUCAGGGGAAAGAAAAUACAAGAGAGAUGAAAAGGUACAAGAGUAUGGUAGGUUUGGAAAAGAUGAGGAAGAGCAGCAAUGUGGAAGUAGUAGGAGACGUCAAAGAGGAGCGGAGGAAGAGCGUGGAAGCCGGAGGUAUGAGGGGGAUAGACAAACAGAAUCCUCGAAGAGGAGUAGAUAUGAAGAUUCUCAGAAUGAGAGGAGAAGGUAUGAGAACAACAGGGAUGAUGAUGGUCGGUUCCGCCGUUGACACUGGGAACUUCCUAUUUGUCUCUGAUCCAGUAGUAAUAUGUCUCAAAGCUAAGUGAUGAAGUUUUCUCCAGUGGAUGGACGGAUUUCCAGGGUUUGACUAGUGUGGAAGAUCUCUGGUAACCGCACUGCAUGAAAGAAUGUAUGUUUCUCCUUCUGAAUGGUUUUAAUUUGGUUGCAAGUUUUUCCGCCUCAGUUUUGUUAUGUAUUCGAUGUUGGUUGUAAUGCAAUACUAUAAUGAACAUGUGUGUUUAUGGUUCAUGUGCAUGAUGCCUUUCUACUC
Malania oleifera is the source of this 3106-nucleotide messenger RNA. RefSeq lists its product as uncharacterized. The coding region runs from base 146 to 2824 and encodes 892 amino acids. Lineage: Eukaryota; Viridiplantae; Streptophyta; Magnoliopsida; Santalales; Ximeniaceae. The record is from RefSeq and is a predicted model, not a curated record. The transcript is spliced from 4 exons.